Messenger RNA from Mytilus trossulus (common blue mussel), 2324 nucleotides. RefSeq lists its product as uncharacterized. The coding region runs from base 241 to 1470 and encodes 409 amino acids. NCBI's taxonomy places the organism in Eukaryota, Metazoa, Mollusca, Bivalvia, Mytilida, Mytilidae. The transcript has 4 exons. The record is from RefSeq and is a predicted model, not a curated record.
AGGAAGACAUGUAAAUUGUAUCCACGUCAUCGUGUCCGGGUCUAACAUGGAAUCUAACCGGUUUCAGUGUCUAUCCACCAGGCUUGAGGGGUUAAAAUAAUCAUGUAUCUAUCAUGAUAUGUAUAUAUCUAUAUUUUAUGGAUAAUAUUUUCACGUGAUAAGCGUUAUCGGAGAUUUCUGUUUGACGAUAGAUAAAAAGUAUGACCAUUUUAAUCAUUUAUUUACAAACUAACAACAAAAAUGGACGGCGAUGAACCUCAAGAAACCAGACAACAGAAAAAGGCACGUCAACUGACAACACAAAUCGUUAAACGAUUCUGCAAAGGUUUUGGUAGUGGAGUUGUUCUGUAUGCUGGCGUUAAAGUUGUGUCGGCAUUAUUACGGAAUCCUUUUAGAGAGAGAAUUCCAGGAGUUCUAAAAGAGAUAGCAUCAACUGAUUGUCUUCGUCUUGCUGGUUUCUUUGGACUGUACCCAAGUGUGUAUGAACUUGUCCGAGAGGUGCUUCAACUUAUUCGUGACAAAAAGGAUGGUUGGAACAACUGUAUAGCAGGAGGAUUAGCAGGAUUAACCAUUAUCAUAGAGGAUCCGACCAGACGACAAGUGGUAACCUUGUUUGCAAUUGCACGUGCAUUUGGUGCCUUGAUAUCUACACUUGUUGUUCGCGGCAAAAUUCCAUACAUUGAAUACAGUGAAACCCUGCUUUUCUGUGUCUGUUGUGGAUUCCUCGUGUAUGCAGUGGCUUUGAAUCCAAGACUUUUAUUUACAGGGUAUUACUACUCAGUUUUGAAAUGGUCUCGGGACUAUACGGACCAGAAAUUGAACACUCUUUUCCGCAACCCAGGAGAAAAAUUUCUGACAUGCAGUGAGGUUGGACUACACAAAGACUCUUGUACGAAGCAUGCAAUAAAAGAUUUCUUUCAGAGCAUUCCAGCAUUUGCAAAAUUAUAUUUCCCAAUCCACUUAACACCAGUGGUGAUAUUUAGAAGAAAACUAUUACUGGAAAGACCCAAAAGAGUGUUGAAGUCAUUGAUAAAGAAUACGGUGUUCUCGACUGCUUUCCUGGCAGCUAUGGUGAUGCUAGCAAAGUAUGUCAUAUGUCUUCUACGAAACUUCCAUCAGCGACCGCCACCAUUACAGACCCACGUGCCUGUUGUUGCUGGUCUGGUCUGUGGACUAAGUGUUCUACUUGAGAGAGCAAAUAGAAGGAAAGAGCUGUCACUGUUUCUGAUUCCUCAUACAUUGUAUGCUUUAUAUCAGUGGGGUCUGCAAAAGAAACUCAUAAAGCAUGUACGUUACAGUUCCGUUGCACUUUUCAGUGUGUCCAUGAUUUCUGUUAUGCAUGCGUACGAGCGAGAGCAAGACUCUCUUUCGAUGCUUUUUAAUGGACUUCUUAAAUAUUUCGUUGGUGAAAGGAAAAAUCUUAUAGAAAGGCCAAAAAGAAUAAGAAAAUUUAGUGAAAUGAUUGGUUAAUUUUGCAUGUCGGUAAAAAAUAUAAAGCAGUAACACAACAUUUCUUGUUCUAAAAUAGAACUUAACAAAUUAAUAACUUGUUAUGCCACUUACUAAAUUAUGACGUGGGUCUAAGAGGAUAGUGUAAUGUGAUAAAGCUGUAUUUUUAUGUUUUGAAUUUAUAAAGUCGCAGAGUUUACUGCUAUUAUAAUUUAUGUACUUAAAGUAAUCAUCGGAAAGUGAAUAUGUUGGAUAGAAUGAGCACCCUCAAGAAACAUAUAAUUUCCAUAUUGGUAUUGAACGUCUCUGAUGACUGCAGUUAGAAUAAAAGUAAAGUCAAAUGAACAGUCAUAUUUUGAAUUUGCCAAAACUCGCCUUGAUAUGGUUGCCAACAGCAGUUGUUUGAAUUCCAUUUUUCUCUUCUUAAACUUCAAACGUAUUACGAGUAGGAGUUGUAUAUAAUGAUCCCACAUUUGGAACUUAUAAAUUGGCAUGGGUAGUGAUAAUGAGAAACAUAGAUAUAUAACAGAUGUAUUAGGCAGUGACUAUGGUCUUGUUUUAUGUCAAAUUACCAGAGUUACUUUCCUUUGACUGUUAUAAUAUUACUUUGGAGUUGUCUGUUUCGUUAAGCUAGGAUAUUUUACUUUUUCCGGCGUUUCAAAUAUGUAAUAUGUUUCAUAAUAUUCAUGUAUUAACAACAGUGAUUUUUUAACAGAUAUGCGAAUAGAACCCUCUUAUUUUUCUGUAUAUUGAGGUAACUUUAGAAAUGGAGAUAGAUAAUUGUUUAUUGUUAAUAUUUAAUGAAACGGCAGUUAUCUUGUGCAAUAGUUUACGUCUAAAUAAAAAUACUCAGAGCUUCCAAACAUUUUUUUGUA